Messenger RNA from Balaenoptera acutorostrata (minke whale), 3708 nucleotides. RefSeq names its product lysophospholipase 2 (gene LYPLA2). The coding region runs from base 2161 to 2892 and encodes 243 amino acids. The record is from RefSeq and is a predicted model, not a curated record. Gene Ontology annotation, cellular component: cytoplasm. Gene Ontology annotation, molecular function: palmitoyl-(protein) hydrolase activity; carboxylic ester hydrolase activity. The transcript has 10 exons. Gene Ontology annotation, biological process: protein depalmitoylation. Lineage: Eukaryota; Metazoa; Chordata; Mammalia; Artiodactyla; Balaenopteridae.
AAAUCGACAGUAGAUCAGUAUCUCCAGGAAAGGUCAGGUUUAAUUCUGUACAGUAGGCUAAAAACGCUCCUACACCCACCCACCCACAUUUUGUAAAGAAGAAGGUGAGGUUAAAAACCUUAUAUUCCAUUUCUCAGGUAAGGAAGUAAGUUGUGAGGUGAUGUUUACAAAAACAAGGGAGAACAGAUUCUGGAGCUCCUCGGAAGAAAUGAUGGUGAGGAAAGUGAAGUGAGCAGCACGUAAGGUCUGAAGGUAGACCCAAGAAUUUGGACUUAAGUUUUGAAAGUCAGUACGGCAAUUGGACAGAAUUUAAGUAUCUUAAAAGAGGAGAUUUGAAGUGGUCACUAUUCUCUCCUUUGCAGAAAAUAGAAACACUUGAUAAUGGAAAUUAGUGUUGAAUUUAAUCCUCUUGAGAGAAUGCCUCUGAGAGAUUGGCCCACACCGUUGCUAGCCUGUUUCUCCAGCUUAUCCUGGGGAAAGCUUGCCACCACCAAGCCUUGCCCGAGCCUCAGAAUUUCUAAAAAUGCAGCCUGAAAUCAACCAGAAUGCAAAUACAAUUCUCGAUGCACUAAGGGUCCUACUCACUCCUCCGCCACAGCCUCUUUAUUUCAUUUGGGUCAUUUGGAGAUAAAGAAGGGCUAUGUUUUAAUUUGGAGUAGGGGGAAAAUAAAGUUAGAAGUGUUAGAGCAGACUAACCACUAAUCCCACUAGCACUAAUCACAGGUAGCCUCUGAGACAAGGCCUCUGAAUUUGAGCUUCACUCUGAAGAAUUUGCUCAAAGUGCCACAGUGUCUUAGGUGAUUGGGGUGCAGGAGGAAUUGUUUAUUCUUCCACAAGCAGACCCAGCAGGGAUUCUGGGAGUGGGAGCAACUGUGUUGUCCUCAUCCAUUCACCCCCCUUUCCACCCCUGGAUCCUUGGCCUGCUGUGGUCCUCUGGACCCAAAGUUUUCCUGUUCUGUGACCUGCUGAGCACUUAAGACCAAACUGCCUCCUAACCUGGGAAAAAGUGCUUUGUUGAGCUUCCAGAUAUACUGUUUUCUUUCAGUUCAAAAAAAACCAGUGUACAUUAAGCUGGGCAAACGAGUCCUAAGCUGCUGAGGGAUGACUCAUUUCCUGUGUGCAGAUGCCCACAGGUUCUGUCAGGGACAUGGUCCUGCAACCCAGUUUGCCUCCCCUUCCGGCCUUUAUGUGGACCCUGAGCCCCAUUCCACUUUACCGAUGCCACAAGGAGCAAAGGGUGACUCGGUGACCAAAUGAAACCCUCUUUGUUAACAACUGGAGCGCGCUGAUGGCGGUAUUUUGUGCACUGUCUGUGUGGUAUUGCUUGCUGUGGGCAGAGCUAAGACAACACUUCCGAUUCCUGACCAGUUGUCUCGGACACUGCUGAUGCCAGUGUUCUUUUCUCCCAGGGUCCUUUUUAGAGUCAUUAUGUCCUCACACUGUGAUUUUACACCGUACAGAGCAUGUCCACACGGCCUCAUUUGAGCCGAACAGCAAAGCUGUGAAGUAAGCUGGGUGGUUAUGGUCACCGUUUUUCAGCUCAGGAAGCAGGUGCAGAGGCAGCGUUACAGUGUAAUCCUGAGGUUGCUGUUUACUUCCCUCCCCUGAGCCUCAGUUUCCUCAUCUUUAAAAUAAGAUUGGAAGACUAGAUGGUCUCAAAGUGUCUCUUCAGCUGAGUGUAUGACUUUAUCCAUGACCCUGGCACAGGACGUGAGGGCCAGUGGUGGAUACCCAAGACCGUAAUGGAUGGGAAGGUGGGAAACUCUGCUAGUGUGAGGAAUGCCUCUCCUUCAGGACAGGUUUCCUCCAGGAGGCGCACGGGUGGUGGUAGCAAGUGGGAGCCACGGACGCACUGUCUAGAUGCGGCCGGAGAUUCCGUGGCUUGGUUAUGGGGAGUGGCCCCACCGUACCCAACAUGGCAGCUCCUAUCUGAAGAAACCCCGACGCCCACUUCCGGGUUCCGUACCGCUGGCCAGGCUACUUCCGGCAGCGCGAUGGCUGGGUUCCCGGGACUCGAACGGAAGUUCCGGCGGGGGCGGUAGAGGGGGAAGAGUGAGUGUCUGUGCGGGAGAGAGAGGAGAAUCGCCCGAGAGGUCUCGAAACCCCCAGGAGUGGAGGAUUCUCUCCCCUUCCUGGCCUUGCUCUUGACCGCUGCCCCGAAUGUGCACAGGCCCCAGCCGUGGAGCCCUGCAGUGUAUGUGUGGUAACACCAUGUCUGUGCCCCUGCUCACCGAUGCUGCCACUGUGUCUGGAGCUGAGCGGGAAACAGCUGCGGUUAUUUUUUUACAUGGCCUUGGAGACACAGGGCACAGCUGGGCUGACGCCCUCUCCACUAUCCGGCUCCCUCACGUCAAGUACAUCUGUCCCCAUGCGCCUCGGAUCCCUGUGACACUCAACAUGAAGAUGGUGAUGCCCUCCUGGUUUGACCUGAUGGGGCUGAGUCCAGAUGCCCCAGAGGACGAGGCUGGCAUUAAGAAGGCAGCAGAGAACAUCAAGGCCUUGAUUGAGCAUGAGAUGAAGAAUGGGAUCCCUGCCAAUCGGAUCGUCCUGGGAGGCUUUUCACAGGGUGGAGCCCUGUCCCUCUACACAGCCCUCACCUGCCCCCACCCUCUGGCUGGCAUUGUGGCAUUGAGCUGUUGGCUGCCUCUGCACCGGGCCUUCCCCCAGGCAGCCAACGGCAGUGCCAAGGACCUGACCAUCCUUCAGUGUCACGGGGAGCUGGACCCCAUGGUUCCUGUACGGUUUGGGGCCCUGACAGCCGAGAAGCUCCGGUCUGUUGUUACACCUGCCAGGGUCCAGUUCAAGACUUAUCCCGGUGUCAUGCACAGCUCCUGUCCUCAGGAGAUGGCAGCUGUGAAGGAGUUUCUUGAGAAGCUGCUGCCUCCUGUGUAACUACAGUUCCUGGCCCCCAGCGCGGUCCCCCAGCUCAUGGGGGACUUGGCACGCGCGGCACCAUCUUGGAUCUGAGCCGGUCGAGCCCCUUUCUCACCCUCCUGGACCCUUCCUCUUCCCACAGGCCUCUGGGGCAGGCAGGCCAAGGCCUGGCCGGGCCUCCCUUCCUGGCUUCAGCCACCUGGCUGUCUGCCGCAGGGGGUGGGCUGCUUUCUUAUCCCAUUUCCCUGGAGGGGGGGCCCCCCUGGCAGCAGUAUUGGAGGGGCUGUAGGCAGCGGGAGAAAGGGGCCCAGCCGCUGACCCACUCACUCAGGACCUCACUCACUAGCCCCACUUUGGGCCCCUCCUGUGACCUCAGGGUUUGGCCCCUGGGGCCCUCCCAGGCCCCACCUCCCACCCUCUCCCGCCAGCUGAUUCUGCCCAGAUAAUCGUGUCUCUCCUGCCUCCACUCCAGCUGCUUCUCAAUCAUGAAUGUGUCCGUGGCCCGGGCCCCCUUGCUGCUGUGGGCUCCCUGCCCCUGCGCAGGAGUGUGGGUGACGGGGCGGAGUCCUUCGAGGGGGCCUCCCCUCAGCCAUUCUGACUUGGGGGCUGGGCCCUGCCUCCCCAUUACCCUCUGCCCCCGCGGGCCUGGAGCCUGCAGGGCUGGACUGAGGCUCAAGGUCUCCCCCAGCUGCCUCACCCCACGUUGUCCCCACUCUAGGGCCGGGGGGAGGUGGGGAGGAGUCAUGUCUCGUCUUCUGUCUCCAUGUAGUUUUGGGUGUUUUUCUUGUUGUGUCUGGAUUCCGAUAAAAUUAAAGAAAUUGCUUCAACUCUUAG